UCCAUCCUGCGAGGGAGCAGAGGGAGUGGGCUGGAGACGCCCCUGCUGCUCCCGGCCGCUCCUCCCCGCACACCCCGGAGCCUGGGAGCUCACACUCCCAGCCGGGGAUGCAGGAGCCUUCCUGACACCAGUGACUCCACAAAGUCCUUUUCCUGACGUUUCGGAGGCUUUUUGGAGGAAAUUUUGAUGACCUCGUUUUCCAGGCAUCUAAAUAUCCAGAGGAACUGCUGAGAUGUUCCGAGAAGCCUUUUUUUCCACACUCUUUUGUGUGGCUCUAGUUCCUCUCCAUGCUCAGUUUGAUGGUGAUCCUGGAGAUGUCACUCCUACCUCCUGUACAGAAAAGAGGAACUGCCCCAUCAACGUGUACUUCAUCAUUGACACCUCGGAGAGUGUUGCUCUGCAGACUGUGCCUAUCCAGAGCCUCGUGGAUCAAAUAAAGCAGUUCAUCCCUGAGUUCAUCAAUAAACUGGAGAAUGAACUCUACCAGAACCAGGUCUACAUCACUUGGCAAUUUGGUGGCCUUCAUUACUCGGAUGUGGUGGAAAUUUACAGCCCUUUAACGAGCAGCAAAGACAUAUACCUCCCCAGGCUGUCUGCUAUUAACUACCUUGGCCGGGGCACCUUCACGGACUGCGCUAUCUCCAACAUGACAGAGCAGAUCCAGACCCAGAUGGCCUCAGGUGUGAAUUUUGCGGUAGUCAUCACUGAUGGCCACGUCACUGGCAGCCCCUGCGGGGGGAUGAAGAUGCAGGCUGAGAGGGCGCGAGACAUGGGGAUCAAGCUCUUCGCAGUGGCCCCCAGCAAGAACGUCUAUGAGCAGGGACUGCGGGAGAUCGCCAACCUGCCACAUGAGCUGUACCGCAACAACUACGCCAUCACGCAGAAAGACACUCUGAACAUUGAUGUGAACACCAUCGAGAGGAUAAUCCAAGUUAUGAAACACGAAGCCUACGGAGAGUGCUACAAGAUGAGCUGUCUGGAGAUUGCAGGUCCACCUGGUCCCAAGGGAUACCGAGGACAGAAGGGUGCAAAGGGAAACAUGGGUGAGCCAGGCUCCCCUGGGCUGAAGGGACGCCAGGGAGACCCAGGUAUUGAAGGUCCGAUCGGAUACCCUGGUCCCAAGGGUGUUCCAGGGCUGAAAGGAGAGAAGGGAGAGAUUGGAUCCGAUGGACGGAGGGGUGCUGCUGGUUUGGCAGGCAGGAACGGCACAGAUGGACAGAAGGGCAAGCUGGGGAGAAUUGGACCACCAGGCUGCAAGGGAGACCCCGGUGACAAGGGCCCUGAUGGCUACCCAGGAGAUGCAGGAGACCAAGGUGAAAGAGGAGAUGAAGGCAUAAAGGGAGAUCCUGGCCGGCCUGGUCGUAGCGGACCCCUAGGACCUCCAGGAGAAAAAGGAAGCCCGGGACUUCCAGGCAACCCUGGAGCUCAAGGGCCUGCUGGAAUUAAGGGAAGAAAAGGUGAAACAGGAUCUCCUGGACCCAAAGGAGAGCCUGGUCGACGUGGAGAUCCAGGGACGAAAGGCAGCAAAGGCACUCCUGGGGCCAAAGGAGAAAGGGGAGAUCCUGGUCCAGAGGGUCCUCGUGGCCUGCCUGGUGAGGUUGGAAGCAAAGGAGCAAGGGGAGACCAAGGACUGCCAGGACCCCGAGGCCCUUCAGGUGGUGUGGGAGAGCCAGGCAAGACCGGAUCACGUGGGGACCCUGGUGACUUGGGCCCAAGAGGUGACGCUGGACCACCAGGACCAAAGGGUGAUAGAGGCAGACCUGGCUUUAGCUACCCUGGACCCAGAGGACCGCAGGGUGACAAGGGUGAGAAGGGGCAACCGGGGCCCAAGGGAGGAAGAGGUGAGCUUGGACCAAAAGGAGUGCAAGGAACCAAAGGAGAGAAGGGGGAACCGGGUGAUCCUGGCCCAGGAGGUGAGCCCGGACCCCGUGGUCCAACUGGUGAAGCAGGCCCCGAGGGGACCCCUGGCCCACCAGGAGAUCCUGGCCUGACUGACUGUGACGUGAUGACCUAUGUGCGAGAGACGUGCGGAUGCUGUGACUGUGAGAAGCGCUGCGGUGCCCUGGAUAUCAUGUUUGUCAUAGACAGCUCGGAGAGUAUUGGCUACACCAACUUCACACUGGAGAAAAAUUUUGUUGUCAACGUGGUCAGUCGGCUGGGCUCUAUUGCCAAAGAUCCCAAGUCACAGACAGGUGCCCGUGUUGGGGUGGUGCAGUACAGUCACGAGGGGACCUUCGAAGCCAUCAAGCUUGAUGAUGAGCGCAUUGAUUCACUGUCAAGCUUCAAGGAAGCAGUGAAGCGCCUGGAGUGGAUUGCUGGAGGCACCUGGACACCAUCUGCCCUUCAGUUUGCCUACAACAAGCUCAUCAAGGAAAGCAGGCGAGAGAAAGCCCAAGUGUUUGCUGUGGUGAUCACAGAUGGGCGCUACGACCCCCGGGAUGAUGACAAGAAUUUAGGGGCUCUUUGCGGUAGAGAUGUGGUCGUCAACACCAUUGGCAUUGGAGACAUGUUUGAUCAGCCAGAACAGAGCGAGACUCUGGUCUCCAUCGCCUGCAAUGAACCCCAGCGAGUCCAGAAGAUGAGACUCUUCUCAGACCUGGUGGCAGAGGAAUUCAUUGACAAGAUGGAGGACGUGCUCUGCCCAGAUCCACAGAUCGUCUGCCCUGAGCUGCCCUGUCAGACAGAUGACAGGAACCCUGGGAACGUAAACCCACUUAUUUUCCGCCCCAUGGAAGAGGGAGUCAACAUAGAUUUCCCCAGCACCAUACAUUCGAUCGCCCAGUUCCUAAACUCCACGCGGGAAACCCAGGACCCCAGCGUGUACACCCAGCUGGUGGCCACUUUGGCCUUUACCGCCGAAAAAGCCAAGUUUGCCACUGGAAAUGAGCGGCAGGAGUGGAUGGACUUGUUCAUUGACACCUUCAAAAUGGUGCACAGUGAGAUCGUGGGGGACCCAGAAACCGUGCUAGGGCUUUGCUGACAUGUCAUUAGAGAUGGUGGAGGCAGAGAUUGAGUGGAGGUGGUAAUCAUCUUUCCUUGUGUGCCUGUUUGACAGAGGGGACAGGUACAUUCGUAGAUGCUUUUAGUUUAGGAGAAACACAGGCAGUGAAGCAGCUUGGUAGCGCUCAUUCGGGGCUGUGACACAAGGGGCAGUCCUAUCUGGCUUGGCUGGCUGAUGAGCAUGGCGACUUUCUCCAGCAAUGGCAAGAGAUGCUCUUGUUUUGCCCACUGCUUUUCUGCAGAAGAACUGCACUGCCUCAGUCUCUGAGCCAGCCACACUUCUCCCCUCCAGCCCUCCUGUACUCCCGCCCUGCUCCAGGAGGCUAGCGUGUCCCAGCCCUCAGCCACGCACGAGCACCAGGCUCCACCCUGGAUACUGCCAGCGCCCAUGUGGCUGAGGGCCAGAGUGAACCCCUCGUUUGCAGAGAGCCUAACGAUGUGCUUUUCCCCUGCCUUCCUACGUAUGUAUUUGCUGACCACUUCUAAAGCAUUUUCUGUGUCUUCUUGCUGGGUUACCGUGAGGGGUCUCUUCGGGUUCUGCAAACCAUUUGUGUGGCAAGACUGGCAAAGCAAGGGGCAUCUCCUCUCACCGCCGUGCGUGUCUCUGUACAACUAAUAAAUAGACAGCUGGGAAUAUUGAGGGGAAAGAGCAAACAGUACAGGAGAGGGGUCAACCCUGACUUUCCAUCGAGAGCACCAAAACCUGGGGAGUGCUUCUCUCAGAAUCUGUAUGAGCUUUCUCUGUCUUUUUCUCUGCUUCUACAUUUGUGUUUCUUCUGUCUUAAUUAGCAACACAUGCCUGUUUAUAUCCAAGAGGCAGACGUUAUAUAGGACCGGGCAGUCUAAAGCAAAAAUCCAUGACUGCACAGUAAAACCUCUGUGAUACAUUACGUGGACUAUUCAAAAGCAAGUAUUUAAACUUGUAGUAUAAACCAUUCAAUCCAUACCCAGUGCUAGUUUGGUUCAGAAAGACUAGAGACCCACCACUUGCUCUAUGGGUACGUGCGUUUAGAUGAGGAGUGAUAUUUCCAUGAGCUCAGCUGACCCUGAUUUUCACAAAAAGUCAGGCAGGUGAUUGUCAUUCCUGCCUCCAGAAUAACUACUACCCUUUCAAGCUGUAAGAAAAGAAAACGGCAUUUCAUGUGCAGACACAAGAGUAGAAGUGUUUACUGCCGGCAAGUGAAUUUUGCAGCCUCUCAAACUGACAUGGUAUUAUUGCAAUAAAGUAUACUGAGCAAAUGUCAUAUUUAAUGGGCAGAAGGGAGAUGUACCUUCAAAAAUGUGAUUGGGCUAUAAUGUUUCCAGGCGUGCAAAGUGGAGCCAGUUGCGAAGCUCAGACACGGGAAUUGGAAUGAGGAACUUGCCCACUUGGAACUUCUUGCAGUGUUUUCAACAUCUGGGGCUUGCCAGUCUAGGCUAGAAGCCGUCCGGUGAUGGGCAUGCAGGAGAGGUAUUUGUGUCACCCAGCACAUGAGCGGGUCAGACGAGCUGCACAAAAAUAGUCUUUCUCCCAAGGUUUCAGCAGUUUUUGUUCCCAGUCUAUAGGGACAGGGGGCUCAGAGAACUCCACCGUUGGUGUAUAAUGGAGGGAAAAUUGUUCAGAGGACUUUAAAUGGUGUACUUAGAGUUUCAGGGAAAGGCAAGAGGAUGAGGAUUUGCCUGUGUCUGAGUCCACAUGCUAGCGUCUUGUCACAAUCUACAUAUUCUAGGUAGUCUGUGCAAAGCCAACUCCCUACUCUGUUUUGGUUUUUACCCCAAAAGUAGUGUGUGAUCAGCCUGCUGGGAUGCAAGUAAGAAGACUGAAGUCAGAGUAGUUAAGCCGCUCCAGCCAUGAUGCUAGAGGAAAAGCACCAAAGAAACACUGAUCUGAAGAGAACAUCUCAGGGCGGGGACGUCUUGCUGAACAAGACAAGAAUUCAGCAAGACUUCAGCAAAGGGGGGUUAGACCUCAUCACAGGGGCUGUUUAUUUCAUUUCCUUCGGAAAUAUUUCCUGGCAAAGACUUACAACAUUGGAAACAAAGUUUUUACCUCUCAAAAACCUUCAGCUCAUUAUGGGAAAAAAAAAAAAGAGAGAGAAAAUGUCUCUUUGCCUGAGCAGUAUUUGCAUUGGCCCUUGUAAAAGAGAGGUAAGUGGGUGUAGUGGUGUUUUGCUAACAUAAUCCUGGGUAAUCCCUCUGACAAAACCAGAUAGAUUUCAUCGUUGCAGCAGCUCCUUCAGCAAAGCUCUUGGGUAAAGGAAGGACACAGAUCAGGGGGUGGUGAAGGGACAGUCCCACACCCUCAGAGCUAUGGAGAGGGGGGCUGUGUGGGUGUGGUGUGAAAGGGGUACCCCCAGAAAGUGCUGGGAGAUCAGUCCCGAUCUCCACUGUCAAUGCUGUGAAACAAUAGGGGAAACACAAGUUACCCAGGUUUUAGAAGAAGCCGGAACAUGAUGUGAAUGUGUGGGGUUACUUUGACAUGCCCGUAACUGUAUGGGUUGCUAAUGGCAGGAAAAUUGAUGGUAUUUCUGCUUUUUGUGCUAUCUCUGUUAGAUGUCCUCAGCUGUGUCCUAGUGCAUGGUAUGCAGUACAGUGAGCUGCAGGCGUUCGUGCCUUGCUGUAAGCUAAACGAGAAGGACUGGUGUUCCAAUUAUAAAAGCAUGAUGUGAAGAUUUCAGCUGGCCUGAUUCGUGGUGGUGCCUCUGAGAGCUUAUCUCCCAGUUAAGGAUGAGAAUCUUGUUCCUUGAUGCAGCAAAGGGCGCUCAGGUCCUCAGCCUCCCAGAAACAGGAACAAGCCACAACUGAAGCGUGACACUGAACAGGACAAACCCAAGGUUUUGCUGCGCUGCCUCGCAUAUGUUAUGUUCUCAUGGGAUAACUUAUAUGUAAAGGCGUCUUAUCACACAUUUUGAAGGCAAGACUCUCCAGCUGUGAGGGCUGAGCGGCAAUCAGAGUGUCUCUGGGGAGUGCUCCUGCAGUUGAGGCUGCCUCGAGAGCCAGACGUGUGUUAUGCUCUCACUGAAGCUCCAUGGAGUGAUGCUACUCAGCCCCGGUCUGCUUAACUAGGAGCUCUUAAGGUUUGCUUCAGGUCAUGCGGGAGGCGGGUGGAUCUUGCCUGUUGUUUCAAGCAACAUGACUACAUGUAGACAAGCAUUGGGGGAGACAGACUGGUAACACUUCUCCAACACGAUAUGCAGCCCUCACUCCCACCCGCUUGUUUCCACCUGCUUUUGCAGACCCUGCAUAGAUUUCAGACUGUGUGGUUGCAAGGGGCAUGCCUGCCUUCCUUUUCCUCUCUAUGACUGCACAGCGCAGGUGAGGACGGGGAGUGCAGGUACUGUCAAGGCAAAGUAUCCUUGUGGCAGCAGUACCUGCAUACCAGGAACUGCAGCACCAGCGUACCUUUAGACAACAUUUCUCAAGGAAGGUUGGGCAGAGGUGAGUAUUUACCUUUAUUGCUGUAAAGGAGUGGAGUUUCACAGUUGAAUUUUGAAAUGUGAUAUUCAAAAAGCUCAUGGGGGAAAAAAGCAUCGCUUGGAGAUUGGUUUCUACUGCAGUCAGAACUGGCAUUGCAGAAGCCUGUUGUUCAUAGUAAGAUAAUAUACAGUAAGCACCAUUCACAGAAUCACAGAACGGCAGGGCUGGAAGGGACCUCUGGAGAUCAUCUAGUCCAACGCCCUGCCAGAGCAGGGUCACCUUAGAGCAGGUUGCACAGGAACGUGUCCAGGUGGGGUUUGAAUGUCUCCAGAGAUGGAGACUCCACCACCUCUCUGGGCAUCUUGUUCCAGUGCUCUGCCACCCACAAAGAAAAGAAGUUCCUCCUCAUGUUUAGGUGGAACUUCCUAUGUUCAAGUUUGUGCCCAUUACCUGUUGUCCUGUCACUGGACACCACUGAAAAGAGCCUGGCCCCAUCCUCCUGACACCCACCCUUUCAGUAUUUAUAAGCAUUGAUAAGAUCCCCCCUCAGUCAUCUUUUUUCCAGACUGAAGAGACCCAAAUCUCGCAGCCUUUCUUCAUAAGAGAGAUGUUCCAGUCCCCUAAUCAUCUUCAUAGCCCUUUGCUGUCCCCUCUCCAGAAGUUCAAGGCAUGCUAUUGUUGUAGAUAUGUUUUACAGUGUGGGCUAAGGAGAAAUGCUAAUCUACAAGGUAUGGGAACAUGAUACAGAACCAACCACAGACUUUUGCGAUGUCCAAUGAGCUAGGUUAAACCACAAGUACCAGCAGAAGUUCCUAUAUCAGGUUUGACUGUUUUAUCAUGGAUGGAAGUGAUGCCAAAUAGUCUGCAAAUUCAACGAUCAGAGCUCCUGCUACGCUAUCUUGUGCUGUUGGAUACUGUCUCUGUAGUCUCAAGAGUGCAUGGGUCUAUUUUGCUUAAAAUAUAACUUCACUGUUUGCCGAAUGUUGACUAUACACACAGCACUAAUGUACUAAACAGUGAUCUGUUUGUUGCUCAGCUCAUACAAGGAGUUACGCCGGAUCAGCACCCUGCCAUGUUGAAUCCGGGUGUAACAGCAUUCGGCACUGAGGGAGCACUUUGUCAAGUUGGAUUUGCUCACAGUACGGAAAUUCAACCUACUGUGGUACUCCUAUCCCAAAAGUUACCCCUCAUUGCCAGAAAUGGUCGCUCAAGCUGGGCCACUCCAGAAUCUCCUAUUCCUUGCCAAGUCAUGCUACACAACAUGACAUUGGCUCCAGUACUUCACCCUUUUGAGAUUCAGUCUUAGAGCCAAAGAAUUGCUUGACAGUGAUGUGGCCAUUGCCCUGCCCACUCAGGGGGUGGCAAGCCACGGCACGUACAUUACAAGUCAAUACUGCUGUUGCAAUCAUAUUCCUGGCUAGUGCUUUCAGCAGAAAAAGAAACUCAAAGAAGAAGAAAAUUCAAUAGUACUGUAAUGUAAGUGUUUCUUGGAGUAGCAUUGCAUGCAGAGGAACACCAAAGGCAAUAUGUAUAACUACUGCAAAGGAACAAAAUAAUGGUCCCUAACUAACAGCUGUUUCCAAAGAUUGCUAUUUUCUUCUCCCUUUUUUUUCUGAAUUCAUUCACUGUCUAUAUUUAUAUGCCAACAUGCCCACUUUGUGGACAAGUGCUGUUCUGACUGACUGAAGAACAAUGUCCCACUGUGUUUCACUUGAAUAUUGGUCUGUUAUAUAUUACAAAAGCUGCUUUAAGUACAGGUUCAUCAGCAAGGAUAGUCUUGUUUUCCAACCAUAUGACCUAACCUUGAUAAACUCUUCAGGAAUUAGUGAUUGCUGAUUAAACUAAUCCGGGUGAAAGCUAUGAAUAUGGCUUUUGUCCUACAAACCUAUGUGUGAAGAGUAACUCUGAAAGUAAACCACUCUCUAGAAGCAACUGAGAGGUUUGCAGACACUGACUGACAUCGAUCUCUGAAUAUUCCUGUUACAGAUAAGAGCUGGACAUUGCUGUAAAAAGGUGAAUGUAAUUCUGGGUCUGAAAUGUACAAACCUGUCUAAUCUCAUGGGUGCUUGUGGAGGUCUGUCAUAGGCCUCAGAAUUAACAUUCUUUAAGACAUAGUGCCCAGGAGGUGAGGGAAUCAGAAGCAAAGCUCCUACAUUACCAGCUGCAAAGGCAGGCUUUGGCAGCAGCGUGGGGCUGGUCCUUCUUUGGACAAAGAUGCACGGAGGUGACUCCAGCCCAAACUGCCCAGGGCAAGCUCCAACCUUAUCGUGUAGGCUUUC
Chroicocephalus ridibundus (black-headed gull) is the source of this 8675-nucleotide messenger RNA. RefSeq names its product collagen type VI alpha 2 chain (gene COL6A2). The record is from RefSeq and is a predicted model, not a curated record. The coding region runs from base 233 to 2980 and encodes 915 amino acids. NCBI's taxonomy places the organism in Eukaryota, Metazoa, Chordata, Aves, Charadriiformes, Laridae. The transcript has 28 exons.